Molecule: messenger RNA, 1018 nt
Organism: Branchiostoma floridae (Florida lancelet)
Lineage: Eukaryota; Metazoa; Chordata; Leptocardii; Amphioxiformes; Branchiostomatidae
Product: tRNA 2'-phosphotransferase 1-like
Exons: 8
Coding region: 125-799 (224 amino acids)
Biological process (GO): tRNA splicing, via endonucleolytic cleavage and ligation
Molecular function (GO): tRNA 2'-phosphotransferase activity
Source: RefSeq, a predicted model, not a curated record
CAACCACUAUGACGACGACUGCCCGAAAUAGCCACAGGUUGCAUCACAACUACGCAAAACAUACCCCUUAUAAGCUUGGAUUCGCGUCGUCGCGGUUACAUCCGAGACGGGACAGUUGCAGAAGAUGAGCCAGGCAGAAGGGAGGAGCAGAGGGAAAGGAUCUGGCCGAGGAGGUGGCCACAACAUCAAGCUGUCCAAGUCGCUGUCCUAUCUGCUGAGACAUGGAGCUGCCAAGAUGGGCUUCCAGCUGGACCCAGGCGGCUUCCUGUAUGUGGACGAGGUUCUGAAACACCCGCAGUUCAAACGCUACACCGCGGACGACGUGCGGCAGGUGGUCGCUGACAACGACAAGAAACGUUUUGCUCUUCAGGAGGAGGAGGGGACCGGGAGGCUGCAGAUCAGGGCCAAUCAGGGCCACACGCUGGAGGUGGAGGAGCUGGACCUGACCCCCAUCACGGACCCUGCGGAGGCCCCCACGGUGGUGCACGGGACCUUCCUCAGCUGCUGGGACAAGAUCAGGACUCAGGGCCUGUCCAGGAUGAGGAGGAACCACAUCCACUUUGCACCGGGGGAGCCAGGGGAGGACGGGGUCAUCAGUGGGAUGAGAAGAACAUGUCAAGUUCUGGUCUUCAUCGACAUGGAGGCAGCCAUGAGAGAUGGCCUGCAGUUUUUCCGUUCUGCCAACAAUGUGAUCCUGAGUCCAGGUAAUGAGGAGGGGCUCAUCCCACCUAAGUACUUCCAGCAGGUCUUACAGGCCAGACCAAGGAGAGUUCUUCCGCUGGACUUGCCGUCGUCAUGACAGAGUAGAACCAAGGCAGAGCUGCAGCUGUAAUGUUCAGAUACAAGUAGUUUCAUCAAAAUUAGUUGAUUUCCCAAUCACUGUCUCCAAAAUGCAGUAACCAGGCAACAGAGGUGUACACCCAGGAAAUCUCAUCCUCCUACGAAGGGAUAUCCAACAGCAAAACUGCCUGUCUGGAUGUACCCUGCUUUCUCAACCUUCGCCCAAACCAGCUGUCAG